This is a messenger RNA of Eublepharis macularius, 2533 nucleotides long. Its product is annotated as digestive cysteine proteinase 2-like. Gene Ontology annotation, molecular function: cysteine-type endopeptidase activity. Gene Ontology annotation, biological process: immune response. The record is from RefSeq and is a predicted model, not a curated record. The transcript is spliced from 11 exons. The coding region runs from base 18 to 1661 and encodes 547 amino acids. Lineage: Eukaryota; Metazoa; Chordata; Lepidosauria; Squamata; Eublepharidae. Gene Ontology annotation, cellular component: lysosome.
GAAAGAGAAGCGCGAAGAUGGUCGGGGCUUUGCUGGCUCUUUGUUUGUGGAGCGUUGCCUCAGGAAAGGAGUGCAACGUUUCAAGCUCAAAUAAAAUCCCUGAUUUUGGAGCAAUCUACCACGUCAAAGGAGUCAUCAAUCUGCCUUACGCUGAAAUCGAGGAGCCCUUUGAGGCAUGGUACAACCUUACUGGAAACAAGAGUCGCAUUGAAUAUUAUGACGGCCAAGUCGUGACUUUGCAGUUCGGCUGUACAGAGCCAUAUGGCACCAUGUUCAAGUUGACACCAGAAACCACUGAGAAGGAAGUGAACACGAAGAAGUGCUUUCAGAUGAAUGGCACCAAAGAAGGCCGCGUGGAGCCGCAAACUGUCUUCCCCAGCCUGCACGGCUACAAGCCGGUAAGGGAAGAGUAUUUCAGAGGAAUAUAUUGCACCGUGUGGCAGAACAUAUCCUACUGGGGCAAAAAGAAGAACAUCUACACCAUGUGGGUCACCAACUCCAGCUGCGGCGUGUCACCCGUGCAUUAUGAGAUGAGGGGCUUCAACACUUUGCUGGGUUCCCACUACGACAAGUACGAGAUCGAUUACACAGACUACUCCAACAGUUUCCCCGCUUCCAUUUUUGUCCUGAAACCUAAUGAAACAAAGCUAUGCAGUCAAUUGCCAGGCGAGUCAAUGGAGCACCGCAUCCUAGCAAACCCCAUGGCAGAUUUUGUCGGGGGGGAAGAGGACCGAGCCCACCAGCUGUUCCACCACUACAGAAAACGGUUUGGAAAGACGUAUGACAAUGAGACGGAUAUGGAACACAGGAAGCACACCUUCACCCACAACAUGAGGUUCGUCCACUCUAAGAACCGUGCCAACCUCUCCUACAAGUUGGCUCUGAACCACUUGGCAGACCUCACCCAGGAUGAGAUUGCCGCAAUGAGGGGGAAACUCAAAAGCACAACACCCAACAACGGGCAUCCUUUCCCUCAUGACCAGUACAUCGGCCUCAUCCUGCCAGAGAGCAUAGACUGGCGGCUCUAUGGUGCAGUGACUCCAGUCAAAGAUCAGGCGGUGUGUGGCUCUUGCUGGAGCUUCGCAAGCACAGGAGCGUUGGAAGGGUCUCUCUUCCUCAAGACUGGUCAGCUCAUCCCACUCUCUCAGCAAGUCCUCAUUGACUGCUCUUGGGGCUUUGGGAACUACGCCUGUGAUGGAGGCGAGGAGUGGCAGGCCUACGAAUGGGUCCUGAAGCAUGGGGGGAUUGCUACCACAGAGUCCUAUGGGCCAUACAAAGGCCAGAAUGGUUACUGUCAUAGCAACUCAUCAGAGCUUGUAGCCAAACUUUCCCAUUAUGUCAACGUCACCUCCGGGAACAGCACUGCUCUGAAGGCUGCCAUCUACAAGCAGGGCCCCGUGGCCGUCAGCAUUGAUGCCGCCCACAGGACUUUCUCUUUCUACUCCAAUGGGGUUUACUUUGAGCCUAAAUGCAAAAACAAGAGAGGAGAGCUGGACCACGCAGUCCUGGCUGUGGGUUACGGAGUCCUUCAGGGAGAGCUUUACUGGCUCAUCAAGAACUCCUGGUCUACCUACUGGGGUAACGAUGGCUACAUCCUCAUGUCCAUGAAAGAUAACAACUGUGGGGUAGCUACCGAUGCCACAUACCCAGUAGUGGCUUGACCACACCCUGGCAAGCUCCCAAAGGUGGUCCCACACCACUUCCUGCUCCAAAUGACGUUCCUCCAUCUCCUAAAUUUCUCAAGCAUUUUCUCCAACACACUGGAAUCUUAGCCAUAGGACUAGCAGAGAUUCGGGGAGCCACCAAGUCCGGCCUCAUGAGAAUGUAUGAGCCCACCUGGAGCAGACCAGCAGUGCAGCUCUCCGUGUCCCACAGCGGUCAACCAGGUGCCCCAGAAAGCCAACAGAGGGCAGAGAAUCCAAGGCCUUCCCCUGAUGUUGCCCCCUAGCACCGGCAUUCAGCCUCUAGGUGUGGCAGCUCUACUCUGUAGGCAGCACCAUUUUUGGAGUCAUUCUAUAUGGAAUCUUGAACCUCUUGGGACUUCUUUUUGCGUGACAAGCCCCAGUCCCUGAAGCCUCAUUAACAGGAACGGAUCUAGCAACGCUCUGAUGACAAUCUCUUUCUGUUCCAUCAGCACAAACACUUUGCAGGCUUUGCAAAAAUCUCUGAGAAGCAGGCAAGGCGUGGCCUUCUGGAGCAAGGCCCAGAAAUGUGGUGUGGCUUCUCUAAGGCCACGAAGCCGUUCUGUGGCAGAGCUUAAGGGACUUGCUAUUUCUGUUCCAGGCCUGUUGCCUCACCCACGCCGCUCUCUCCGUGCACGUGCUUGGGGAAAGCUGGAUGGAAGCUGCUGCUGUAGUCAGGGGGUGGGUUUGGGAAAGGCUAACGCAGGAAAAGCCGCACGCAGGUAGGUGGUCAACUCAGACUUUGGCUGAAUUCUCUGUCGUUGGUCAUCUCGCCUCAGAAGCAGCUGCUGUGACUUUUUGCGUCUGGCCAAUUAAAAGUAUUGUACCGUGCUUGUCUUGAUUCUUAUUAC